AUGCAAGACACCUUGAGAAUUCUACCAAUCUUUUAUCACGUGGAUCCUUCCGAUGUGAGAAACCAAAAGGGGAGUUUUGCGGAAGCCUUCACUAAGCAUGAAGAAAAGUUCAGUGAAGAUGUAGACAAGGUGAAGCGGUGGAGAGAUGCUUUAAAAGAAGUUGCCAAUCUCUCUGGGUUGGAUUCAAAGAAUUAUCAGUCGGAAGCAGAGCUUAUUAAACACAUUGUCAAAUGUGUGUUUAGGAAAGCGCAUCCAACGUUCAUGUUGUCAGGUUCUCUAGACAAGUUAGUCGGAAUUGAUUCUGCACUUGAGCAACUACAUUUGCAAUUAGCUCCCAAAGAAAAUGAUGUUCGCUUUAUAGGGAUAUGGGGGAUGGGUGGGGUAGGCAAAACAACCCUUGCUAACCUAGUUUUUGAAAGACUAUCCCAUAAUUUUGAACUUAGCUCGUUUCUAUCUAAUGUGAGAGAGGUUUCUGCAAAACAUGGUACUCUGGUUGAUCUACAAAAACAACUUCUUUACCCAAUCUUAAAGGAAAAUAUUAUCCAAGUUAAGGAUGAACGGUCAGGAAUCUCUUUCAUUAGAAAAUGUUUACGCAAUAAAAAGGUCCUUAUCGUCCUUGAUGAUGUGGAUCAAUUAAAACAACUUGAAACACUGGUUGGAGAGAAAAAUUGGUUUGGUUUGGGGAGUAGAAUUGUCAUCACAACUAGAAAUGAACGUCUACUAGUUGAACAUGGUAUAACAAAACCAUAUGAGGUCAAGGUAUUAAAUGAUAAUGAAGCUUUUGCGCUCUUCAGUCAAAAAGCCUUUAAGAAAAGUGAGCCUGAGGAAG
Messenger RNA from Prunus avium (sweet cherry), 829 nucleotides. NCBI's taxonomy places the organism in Eukaryota, Viridiplantae, Streptophyta, Magnoliopsida, Rosales, Rosaceae. The record is from RefSeq and is a predicted model, not a curated record.